Molecule: messenger RNA, 2230 nt
Organism: Vanrija pseudolonga
Lineage: Eukaryota; Fungi; Basidiomycota; Tremellomycetes; Trichosporonales; Trichosporonaceae
Product: Glucose transport transcription regulator RGT1
Exons: 11
Coding region: 310-2166 (618 amino acids)
Biological process (GO): regulation of DNA-templated transcription
Molecular function (GO): DNA-binding transcription factor activity, RNA polymerase II-specific; zinc ion binding
Source: RefSeq, a predicted model, not a curated record
GUCGACUACCUCGCCACUGACCACUGACAGGCUCAUUGUCGUCUCCUCUGUAGCUCGCAGGUUGUGGCCACUUUCACGUGAGAGCGGAAGUUCAAAGGUCGCCGCAGAUUGCGCGUCAGUCUUGACAUUUGUCCACCGCCGACAGACAAUCUGCCUGGACCUUGCUAUCGCGGCCACGGCACUAGAGAACAGCACAUCGCGCUGCCGAGACGCCGUCAACCCUCCCUUUCCCCACUGGGCAUGCGCGCGCCGCCCAUACACGACGACGCCGACGGACAGCAGCAUCGCCAGCGUCCUUGAACCCCGCACAUGAACCUUGACAGUAUCGGCGGCAUGCCCCACCCCCACCCGACCCCUAUCUCGCGCCCAUCCGAGCUAAGUGCAAAGGCGUGCGAUGCAUGCCGCAUUCGCAAGAUCGGAUGUGAUCGCUCGACGAGCCUCAACGGCCAGUGUACGGGCUGCACCAAGGCGGCUAUCCCUUGCACAUUCACGCACAUCCGACAAAAGUCGGGCCCGGCACCAGGAUCCCAACGCAGGACGUCGUCGUCGUCGGCCCCAUUACGCUUGUCGAUGCCCCCACAGCCCGUGCCGCCCGUGAUGGCCGAUUUCCCCGUGGGUAUGUUUGCGCGGUCGGUCGACGCCGCAGCAGCAGGCUUCGACCCGCGCGCGACGAUGCUCGACGUCGUGCCCAUGGAGGCGGGCCCGUCCGGGGUAGUACCGUCCGUCAUGUCGCUCUCCGCGCCGCUGCCCCCGCCGCUGCCCCCACCACCGCCGCUCGAGAUGCAGACGUCGCCAAUCUACAUGGCGUCAGAGCUGCGUCCCAACCCGCUUGAACAGUAUUUACCGCGGCAAACCCUCGACGCCCUCGUCAAGCUGUGGUACGACUACGUCUUCUGGCUCGUGCCGUACCCCCACCGCCCGACGUUUGAGCGCGACCUCGCUGCCCGGCGCGAGGAGGGCGACGGCCAGGAAGAGUGGACAGCCAUGGUUGUCGCACUCGUCAUGUACACCAUCGUCCACAUACCCAAGAACAACAUGCCAAUACCGUCCGACGAGGUGACCAACCUCCUGCACAAGACGUACAGCGCGUCGUUGGAUUUCCUCGGAAAGCCAUUUGUGACGUACACGUCUUGUCGAUUCUUCAUCAUCUACGCGUAUGUCGGUACGUACACCACGAUGGACCCAAUAGAGGGCGAGAUGAUGCGCCGCAUGUGGUGGUUGAUGUACGGCUCUGACCGGUCCGGCGGGAUCCACGAGGACACAAGGCUGCUCAUCAACGAGUCGCUGUGUAGCGGGCUUCACCUGCCCUCGACCGUCGACGACGAGCAGCUGUACCAGUCAGCAACGGGUACCCCCACCGAGGACUCGGUUGCGUCGCCGGCGGUAUCGCCGUUGCUGGGGUACUACUAUUGCUCGGCAAUGUACAGAAUAUGUGGCAAGAUCCUCUCGCGACGAGAGCAGGACGCGGUCGCGCCGCCAUCCGGGGCGGCCCUCUUCACGCGCAUAGCCGAGCUCGACGCCCUCAUCCAGGAACUCGACGACGUCUUCAUCGACAUGCCAGAUUUCCUCAAGAUCAACAUGGAGAUUGAUACGGAGAGGUCUCCCGCAUCCUUCCCACCAGCUUCGUGGCGCCAGAAUACCAACCUCUCGCUCACCGACCACGGCAUCAUGGUGCAGCAGUCGAAUCUCUACGUGACGCAACAAGCAAUGCGACUCGUCGCGGUGCAGUACCGCCGCGACCUGGUCCAGCUGCGCUGGCAGUCGCCAGUCGUCCCAUGGCCGGACAACCACUCGGCACCAGUGUACAGUGACGAGUACCGCAAGGCCAAGCUGCGGCAGAACGACGCGACGUUCCGCAAGGCGCGCGACCUCGUCAUGUCCAACAUGCUCAAGGUGUUGCGUGCGCUGCCGAUCGAGCUGAUAGCAAUCAACCACUUUCCUGGCCUGAGCAAGAUCCGCUACGUCGCGUCGACACUCCUGCCUGAUAUCGAGACGGCCAACGCGCACCAGGCUGGUGUGGGUGGCCUGCCGUCGGGCCCCUCCAUGUCGGUCAUGUACUUGCGCCAAUACAUCGACUACCUCUCCCGACUCGACACCAUGUCGGCCAUUGCCCCACUACGGGACAGGCUCAACGCUGCGGGGGUCGGCGCUGCCGGCGCCGGAUGAGCUUGCAGCAUGGUCCAUACCUUUGUAGCGCUUGUAGCCUACCUAUAUUACCUCUACAUUGUGC